AUGUCGACAAUAUCCCCCUCCCAGUCCCGUGAGGAGUCCCUGGACACCUUAACAGCCACGGUGAACCAGAUGCUAAUCGAAACUGCCCGCUUCUUCCGCGCAUCCGGCUCCACACGCGCCCGCGUGUACCUGAAACAUAACCUCCCGGUAACCUACGACCAGUUCCAGAAGGCAUUGGAUAAUCUGUCUGAACAGAUUUUCAUCGCCAAAGCCUUCCUGGAACGGGACUACGAUGCAGCUGUGCAGCGGAAGGAAGCGGCCCGGAGUUCGAAGAAUGCUAUUUCUGGAGAGGAUGGGGCAAAGGAUGGGGCGGUGAAGAAUAGCAAUGGCCGCGGUAAUGGGCAAGGAGCAACGGAGGCUGUGGGCUCGUCUCAGGCACAUGCAGGGCCAUCUGGACAGUUUACUACGGAUACACAACAACAACAACAACUCCAACAACCAUUGUCGAACGGAUCGAAUACGGGGAAUGAUAAUCUAUCACUAGAUGCAUCUGCGCCUGCAUCUACGCCGACGCAAGCUGCGCAUACUGUUAAUUUCGACUCCCUGUUUCCCGCUUCGGACUCUAAUAAUAACAACGCCAAUGAUGAUGAUGACGAUAAUCUUAAUAACAAUAAUAACAUCACCUCUACUUCGACUGCGAAUCCCAACGCCAACGCCUUCGACAUCUCCCAUACUGCCCCUGAUACCAUCAAUACAAAUACAAAUACAAAUACGACAGGCAGGGACAUAAACACACUCACCUCCCUUCUGCCCGGACUGGAAAGCUACGCCAGUGCCGCGGGCGAUGAGUUUGGGUUUGAGAUGGGCGGGGUCCAGAAUGAGGGGGAUGGUAGCAGUGGGAAUGGUGCUGGUGGGAAUGCGGAUGGGAACGGUAGCGCGAACGCUAACGCUAAUGCCAAUGCCAACGCCAAUGCUAACGCUAAAGUAUCUGGACCUGGCACUGAGACAGCGAAUGUGAGGAUGGGAAUGGGAAUGAAUGCGGGUAUGAAUAUGGAUAUGGAUAUGGGUAUGAAUAUGAUGAAUAUGGGGGUGGGGAUGAAUGGUGGGAAUUUGCAUAUGGAUGAGCAGCAUCAGCAAGGGAUGGGGAUGGGAAUGGGCAUGGGAAUGGGGAUGGGCAUGGGCAUGGGGGAGUCGAGUUUUGAGGAUUUAUUUGUUGGGGCUGGCGCUGAUGGAGGUGGUGGGGUGGGCGAGGGUCAUGGGCAUGGUGGGCAUGGGGAGCAUGGGGAGGAUUUGUUGGGGGAUAUGGAGAUUGGGGAGUUGGAUGAUUCGUGGUUUAAGUGA
Molecule: messenger RNA, 1281 nt
Organism: Paracoccidioides brasiliensis Pb18
Exons: 3
Coding region: 1-1281 (426 amino acids)
Source: RefSeq, a predicted model, not a curated record